Messenger RNA from Plutella xylostella (diamondback moth), 588 nucleotides. RefSeq lists its product as uncharacterized. The record is from RefSeq and is a predicted model, not a curated record. NCBI's taxonomy places the organism in Eukaryota, Metazoa, Arthropoda, Insecta, Lepidoptera, Plutellidae.
CACCUCUUCUGCGGAGGUCCACUUUACUACGCUACAAUGGAGACAGCGAAAUUAUUAAUAUUACUAUGCUGCACAUCAUACAGCAUCGCGUCCCACUCGCAUAACAUCCCCGUGGAGGGGUACGAGACCAAGCUGCAGGACCUGGGCCAGCACGUGGAGAUCCCGGAGACGCCGGUGAAGAUCAUCAAGGUGACAAAGACCAUCGCCGUGAAGGUGCCCGUGCCGUACCCCGUGCGGGUGGUGCAGAAGGUGCCCUACCCGGUGCACGUGAACCGGCCCUACCCCGUGCCGGUGCCGCACAUCAUCCGCGUGCCUCACGACACUCCUGUAGGUGCUCACGACGGCGCGGCCGGCGCUCACGCCGCGGCAAUAGACCCUCACGCCUCGCUACAUGGCGUCGGCUACGGCGUGCAGGAGGACAAGUCCGCCGAGCAGCCCUCUCCGUACGGCCACGGCGCAGCGGCCCCCGCACCCUCGUACUACGACCACAGCUCCGAGUCCAAGAGCUACGACGACGCAGUGGGAGAAUACCUCAGGACGCACCAGCUAGGUAGCCACGGAGGUGAUCACCAGCACUACUUCCAUUGA